Messenger RNA from Xylaria bambusicola, 1673 nucleotides. RefSeq lists its product as uncharacterized. NCBI's taxonomy places the organism in Eukaryota, Fungi, Ascomycota, Sordariomycetes, Xylariales, Xylariaceae. The record is from RefSeq and is a predicted model, not a curated record. The transcript has a single exon. Bases 235 to 1275 code for a protein of 346 amino acids.
UUCUCCCGGUCGAUCUACUCCAUAACAUCCAUACUCCCCUGUUAUUCUGCCACGUUUCAACGCUCUGUGAGCUCUGAUAACUUGCCGUGCACGCUAGAUGAACUGCGGCGGAUUUCGACGACAAGAUUGUCGGCUCUGGAUUUAACUACACACGCUCUCAUUUCAUAUUAUCUCCCUUUGGCCAUCAUACCUAGAGAUUCCAGUCUGACUUUUACCUCAACAACACCUGUGGUCAUGGCUGAGCCAACCCUGCCACUUACCGCGACACCGAAGCGGAAGCGGGACGAUCUGACGGCUGAAUUGCGCCUCCCUGCCUCACCUACCCCAGAUCAUGCUGCCAAGACCGUCUUCUCAUUCCAGCCACCGAAACUUCAGUCCCCCGUUCGCUUAGGUCAUCCAACCGAAGAUGGGAGCAAUAGCCCACGAUCUAAGGUGGCUCAGAAAUUCAGGGACCUGGCGAUCGAAGAGAGCAGUGACAACCUUAAGGGUACCACCGGAGGUUCUCCCGAAAGCGGGGGUGGGGUGACUACGGCUGUAAAGACCCUUGACUUGAAGGGUCAUGAGAGAUUAGUGGCGCCCGACCCGACCAGAUUUAUUUUCGAUGCCGGCACCACAGCUGCCCAUGCAGAUAUGCAAUUAGAUACAGACGAUGAUGAUCUAGCUGCCGCUCGCAAACGCCCCAAGACACUCGAACUUGACGGAACUAACCCCCAGUCCAUUCUUUCCGUUGACGGCCCAAUCGACCAUGACCUGUCGGCUCCGGUAAACGAGACGGCCGCAAGUGCACCCCCAGUUCACACCUCCGGCAAUUUACAGAAUUCAUAUCCAUCCAUUAAUCGCCUGAUGGAUUCAAAAUCCCGCUGCCGGAAACGGAUCGGGACACCUCCGCCAUCAUCAAGGCGGAAGACUCAAGGCCAAUCGCAGUCGAAAAAGGUGGACGAAGAAGAAGAACUCGUCAUUGUCGAUCCUGUUCGUGCUGCUCUCACUUGGCGCGAAGAUGAGAUCACUAUCUACGACCCAAAAGACAAGGAUGAUGAUGGAACAGGUAUAAACGGCAUUGGAUUCAAACCUACAGCCGCCGUAGCAUACCAACGGGCGCAGAAGCGACGCCAACAGCUUGCCGAGUAUAAGAAGCGGGAGGAGAGUGAGGCGCGCGCGAGAAGAAAUCAGCGGCGAAGAGAGCAGCCAGGUGAGGGAGCCGGGAUGACUAGAGAACACUCAAUUGUACGGGUGCAUUUCUCUGACAAUCCACCGACUACUAUCAUGACUACAUAAUGGUGGGUCACCAAGAUUUUGUCAUGCCUAAUGACCCGGAAAGCCAGCUGUAUACGAUUGUCGCUAGGCUCGCAUACAUACAGCAAGUGAUCAACUCCUCAGUGGAACUGAAAACGAGAAGGUCAUUGCCUAUAGGUCAAACCUGCUAUUUGAUUUACCCAAACAUUGCUUGACUAGGUUUUUAUUUGAGCUACAUUGCGUCGGGCGUCAAGGUUGAAAGGUUAAUGAUAGGGUAUUGGUAUGGGAAAACGGUUAUCAGGGGCUUGUUCGCUUCUUCAAUAGCUCAUUAGCCUCGUUCGAGAGGCAAACUUCAAAUUUCUUGUACAUAGGUAUGAGGUCUAUGGGAUAUAUACAGGGCCCUAGCUAGCAUUAGUUGAAGGGCGAGGCGAACAAAGCCU